Molecule: messenger RNA, 1071 nt
Organism: Phoenix dactylifera (date palm)
Lineage: Eukaryota; Viridiplantae; Streptophyta; Magnoliopsida; Arecales; Arecaceae
Source: RefSeq, a predicted model, not a curated record
UUCAGGAGUGGAGUUGUACCCACAGCAUUAGCAUUAUAACAAUAGAUUCAUUGCACUUUCUACAAAUCUCCUUGCAACUAGUGCCUAAACCCUAAUUCUACCUUGUUUGAUGGAGAGAGUGGGGCGUCCGAUAGCCGGCAUGGGCAACCUGCGGACUACUCUUGGCAAUCGGCUCAUGGGAAGUUGGUGGACCACCACAUUCAGACAGGAUAUGCUUCAUGCUCAACUAUUCUGCAUCAACUUUGUCAUUUUCUUCUCUGCUGCACUGCUGUCACCCUAUGGAAUGACUGAUGUCCUGCGCCAAUCUCACCCAUAUAUGUUUGGUCUCUACAUAUCUGCGGAGGUUCUGGCUUUGCUCUUCUCGGUGUCUGCACUCGUAAUAUUUGUCACCCUUCCCUGCUUCUCUAUUACUCGCGUUCCAUACGUUGUAGCUCUGCUUGCUGUGUUAGCUCUGGGAUCAUAUGCUGUCCUCCUCUUCUCCUACGGAUGGUUUCUCUUCUCGGCACACCUUGGCUUGCCCCUGCUGGCUUAUGUUGGAGGCACCGCUUCCUCUAUUUUGCUGCUGUCUUUCUGUUUCCAGCUCCCCGUACGUGGUUUCAUCUACUGGCUGAACAGAGAGCGUUCUGGCAUGGAUCCGACGGCGCUGGAGGUGUUGAUAUCUAAACCUGCGAGCACAGGCUCCGUCGUCACCGUAGUUUUGUAUUGCCUGAGCCUUGGGCUGCAGUCUGUUGGUAGUUUUGCUGGCCUUCGCAAUAUGAUGUCGCCCCAUGUUAUCAUCAUCCUCACCAUCAUAUGGCUGCAGUGCGGUGUCCCGAGUUUGACCCACCCCCACCCGCCACAGUUCGAGACCGUUGCAGCCCCUACUCAGAUGUCGGAGCCAUAGCGAGAGUCCUUGCUGCGUGAGUGAUGGCUGUGAAGAAUAAUUUCUGUUAGAGUUCUAUGUUUGUGUAUUCCUGAACUUAUGGAGAUGUUGUAAACAUUUGCUUUCCUUUCUGUUGCACUCUCAAUGUGGUAAGUUCAUAUGACUGCGUUAAGUCACUGUUUUAACUGGUGUUUUGCUUACAAUUAUAA